CUUUCUUUCAUCGAACAUCAUUUCCACGCGUUGCAACACAACUGUCUGAGAUAGAUAGAAAUCGACAUGAACAAGAAGAUUACCAUACCUACAGCUUUACUAGAUAACGUUAACCGUCGUCGAGAACAGCUUCGCCAAGGCCAGCGCGCUCACCGCGAACGCAAAAACAGACGGGUAAAGGAUCUCGAAGCACGUGUUAAGGAACUAGAGGCAACCGUGUUGGAUCUUGAAAGUCAGCUUCGAUCAGCUCGUACCCUAGAAUCCAGCCCGCAUUCCCUUAGUGGUAUCGUCACCAACGAGAACGUCGCUACUACCCCGCUGUCAACUUAUAUUCCCCCUCUGGACUUCGCAGCUCUAGGCGCAAUAGAAACCUCUUGUUCUGAGCUCCCAUCAUUAUGUUUAUUAGGCGAGAGAGACGUUUCAAUCCCCAACUAUGACGUGUCCAUGUCUUUGGCAGAGACGACAGAAGCUCAAGAUGCACCAACAAUACUAGCUACCCUUCCUACAGAGUCUCUAGCUCUUCAUCAACGUCUUGAGUACCGCACAGUCCAACGAACCUUAGAAUACAUCCUCACAUACGACCUCGCGAGCCUCAACCGUGUGUUUAUGUUCCACGUAAACGACCCCAGCAUACGGCAUUCGUACAUGCAUCCCGAAGCCAGCGAGGCCAACAGACUACUCAGCACUGUUCUUCUACGAGGCUAUUUUGCUUUCGAGUGGCCGCCCGUGAUCAUUCCGUUGGCGGAAGAGGCGUUAACCAAGCAGGGCAGCUAUAUGGAUGCUCGUCAGGUGGAGAGCUAUUUAACGACUUUCAAGGAGGCGUAUCCCUUAUGUCUGAGCCUACGAGCGGAUGAUUUUAUAGCGAGUUUGUCUAGGCUAGCAGUGUGUUUUGGUUGGCACGGGCCGUACUUCACAGUUCAGGAUGUGGUGGAGUGUGCUAGGAGGAUUAGCUAGUGAUGUGUAAAUGGUAGUGUCACAUGA
Molecule: messenger RNA, 981 nt
Organism: Pseudogymnoascus verrucosus
Lineage: Eukaryota; Fungi; Ascomycota; Leotiomycetes; Thelebolales; Thelebolaceae
Exons: 2
Coding region: 67-954 (295 amino acids)
Biological process (GO): regulation of DNA-templated transcription
Molecular function (GO): DNA-binding transcription factor activity
Source: RefSeq, a predicted model, not a curated record